AUGACUCCACAGUAUCUACCAGAAUACCGGGGCAAGCAUCCAAAAUGUGACUCACUGAUGGUGUUCUGCAAUGCGUGCGUCUGUGUGUCCACUGCGACAGGCACCAGUACAUUGGAUCAGAGUGUUGCUUUCCGUUGCAACAGACUUCAUCACAUCAGAAAUCGUACUCGUUUUCAUCCUUUUAAGGAAGUUCAGACCCAGGAAAAUUUCCAUAGUACCUUAAUGAAGAAGAUAGGUGUUGGAGGUUUGAUUUGCAGAGCAUGCAAUCUUGCAGUCCCCUUCCAUGGAUGUCUUUUAGACUUGGGAACCUGCCAGACAAAACCUGCUCAGUACUGUAAAAAAGUGGUCUACAUUAAAGGUGGCAUUGAAUGGUAUUCAGUUAAAGGCUGCACAAAGAACAUAACAGAGUGCUUCGAGAGAACUAACAAACUGCAUGAACUUGUAUCUACUCACUGCUGCCAUCGUCCUUUGUGUAAUUUCUGA
This is a messenger RNA of Rhinopithecus roxellana (golden snub-nosed monkey), 483 nucleotides long. It is a transcript of the gene C16H9orf57, whose product is annotated as chromosome 16 C9orf57 homolog. The record is from RefSeq and is a predicted model, not a curated record. The transcript has 5 exons. Lineage: Eukaryota; Metazoa; Chordata; Mammalia; Primates; Cercopithecidae. The coding region runs from base 1 to 483 and encodes 160 amino acids.